CUCCUAGCCCCUAGGUACGUAGCGGGGAACCAUCCUCGUUCUUUCGAAAGGUUCAGAGGUCCGCAGAUGCUCAUCACGCCUUACACAAUCGAUCGGCGCUGCAACAAGGUCAAGGAGGCGACGGCUUGUAGACGUCACGAGAGAUGUAAAGAAGGUGCCGUACAUUCUUUUCAUUGGGCUCGCUCCAAGGAUAACUGAAGGGUAGUUUUGGGUGCAGCUCCGCAACCCGCAUUACAUCUGUUAGAUACCAUCUCUUCAUCAAACGUUGGAUCAUAGCUGGGACGGCAUGAGUGGCAUUGGGUGCUUCCCUGGAAAGGCUCAGCAGGCCCUUUUCCAGAAUGGGGGGUCAGUGCUACAGUGGAAACCUGUGCAGCCCGUGCGUUAUGGGGACAGUCCAGGCAGCGACGAUCUUCCAUACUCCUCAUCCUCAGAAGAUGAUCUUACCCCCCAAAAGCCGGCCCGAUUCACACCAGCAGAUGAAGGUGGUCCGAGGAAAAAUGUGCCCGAGGACAAUGCUAAUGAUAGCAUAACAAGCAGUCAACAAACUACGGAGACGACUGGAACGUUUGAAUCAAGUGAUACAACAGGAACCAGUAGAUUGCAGGGCUUACCAAGCAUGGGGCCACAGAGAGGGCUGCAGGUCGAAGAAGAGAGGAGACAGUUGGCAGCUGUGAAAGAGGAGUCAGCAGAAGGGUUUGAGGGAAGUCCGUUGUUUGCUGGAUUGCCUGUCGGAUCCAGUCCGUCAUCAUCCGUCGUCUUGAAAAAGGCUGCACUUCCAGAGCCAUCCCCUGUUGUCUGGGAAUUGCAAGAAUAUGGUGACAAGAGGCGCCAGCAACUGAAGAAGGAGGCCUGGCAGCUGAAAAGAUAUGAGCACCUGCUCAAUCUGCUCAAAGAAGGCCUCAUUGACCAAGCGGACUUCCAGGCUCACAAAAAGCCCAUCAUGAAGUACAUGUCGGAUACGUGUUCAGAACCUGGAAGAGAGAACAAAGAGCUCGAACAUGAUAAGCUGGUCUUCUUGAAGCAGCUAAAAGAGGCGGACUGCUUGACUGGCUCUGAGUACCGCUCAGCCAAAGCUCCCAUCCUGAGGCGACUGGCGGGCUACCGCAUAGUCUCCCCAUCGCGAGACAAAGGGAAGGCAAAGGGAGGCUUCAGGGCCAUACUCAACAAGCUGAAAGUGCACGGACUUCGCCACCACUCUCCCCCUCGCAGCGGAAUGAGUACGCCAGCUGGGUCCCCUCCUCGGGGAGCCAAGUGGAAGUCUGCUUCUAACCCAUACUUUACCCACUCAGACCCUAUUCCGGGUGGGCCCUUUCCACCUCCCACCUUUGCGAGACGCAUGUCCAGCACGGCCCCAUACACACUGGGCACUAACCCGCUGGCGGAAGACAGCCAAGCAAAGAAGCAGGGUGGAAGCGGUGGCGGUGAAGGCAGUCAGACCCCCAGCCAGGACCUGAGUAGCAGCCCCCCCAGCAGCAUCCGCUCGCCUCUAGACUGGCCUCGCACGGCAGGCGAUCGCCGGGGUCCCGAUUGGACCCCCAAGAUGGGACCUGUGCAAGGCGAGAAGGUGGCACAGGCUCACAAACCCCUGAGUGCCGCAGGAUUGGGCAGUGAGGCUGACAGCAAAGACCGGGGUGCUUUUGGCAGCGAGUUUCAGGUUCAGGGGGAUGGAUUCGGCAGCAGAUUGGACGCCCCUGGCAGGAUUCCGGGCUCGGUUUCUUUGGAUGCAGGGAGCAGUAGCCGAGGGACGUCAAAUAGAACCAGCAGUGGCUUUGCUUCGGAGUUCAGCGGUUCGCUGAGUGUGAACGGGCACCAGCUCAGCCAUGCUGGUAAGGAGGCGGUUGGUAAGAAGAGAGGGGGCCAUGGGGAAUUGGGGGAGGGCAAGACAGGGCUGUCCGAAAGCAAUGGUGGACGGCAAGGGGGCAAGGGCGCAAACUACCCGAGCAAGUUCCUCCUGGCGCUUCAUUCCUCGGGCGAAUUCGGGGGCUUCACGAACCCCUUUAGCCAGCCUCCUUUGUCCGAGGACUUCCUCGACUCCCCGCUGGGCACGGAGAAGGAGAUUUGCAGUGAUCUGGAGAGCAGCCCUGAGGAGUCCGCGGGGGUAGCAUUGCCCUCUCAUCAAGGUGCAAACCAGGGUCUGCCUGGCUGUGGCGCUCACAUGCCCGCUGAGAGGUCUGGGACAACGGAGGCCAAACGGGAUAGUAGGGGAAAGCCUGACAACCCGCUCAGAGAGGAAGUCUCGACGGAGUUUGUGGCAGAGGAGAGACCCCAGGGCAAGGACGACUCUGGCAGAGGCGUGCCGCGGGUCAACCUGUUUGGGGAGAGGGGAACGUCCACAGUUUCGGCAAGGCAGGAGCGCGAAUCCCGUUCGUCUGCUGCUGCAGAUGCCUUCGGGACAGACGUCUUCUGCGCCAAACCGUUGGUGAAGCCUGGGCCUCCUAAAAAGCUUCAGAGUGUGCUGUCUUUCCCCCCCUCCUCCGGUAAGCCUGCCGGCCGGCCACCCUCAGGCCCCAGAUCCCGGCCCAACUCCCCUCCUGCUCGGGCGGCCCCUCCUGUCCCAAGGUCCCAAACCCUGCCCUCAAACGUGCAGUCUCAGGACUUCAAGGAGGGGGUGAAGGCUCCCGCCGGGCUGUUCAUGGGGUCCGCUGCAGAUCCACGGCAAGUGAUCCCAGUUGCCCCGUCUCUGGCAGCGAAGAAGCCCAUCCCCGAAGUGAAGGUCACGACCAGGAUCAACGUGGCCAAGAUUGCCAUCACCAGGCAGGCGUCCAAGGGGCCAGCAGCCAAACAGGCCACCGUCUGGAACAGGCUGACCGGACAGAACCAAGGCAAGCCCAAGAAACGGGCAGUGGGUGGGCGGGGAGAAGCGGCCGCGCUGCUGGACAGUGAGUCGGAGGUGUCCUCCGAGGACGAGCUGGGCAACCCGAGCGGUGCUCAACCAAGCCGGGCGCCACAGGUUGCCUCCGAGGCUCUGACAGGGAGAAUCCCCUCUGCGCUGGCCCAAGUCAGGUCCCAAGGAGAGGCCACGCGCCACGCGGCUCCCCCUGGCAGGACCAAGCGUGGGUCCGACGAUCGGAAGCAGCACAAUGCGGCGCCGCCAGCCAGACAGUGGGGGGCCAAGCCCCAAAGGGCGGGCGCGCUCCAUGCCGUGCCUGAGAGCCCUGACAGAGCUGCCAAAGACGACCUGGGAAGCGAAAAGGGCCAGGGCGGAGUGGAAGAUUCGGAAAGGAUGGAGGAGACGGCGUCUGAAGCCUCUGACGAAGUGCUGUUUGAGGACGUGGCCCGGGACGAGGAAGUCAGCAGCAGGAAGGGAGCGGAAAAGAGGACAGCAGAGCUGCAACGGGGUGCUCCCGAAGGGAAGAGCGAGACGGCUGAGCCGCGGGGACUUUCGGAGAAGGUCGGAAGGGAUGGACACCAGCGGCGGCCCAGCCAAGACAUGGACGUGCUGGCCAGCGUGUUCGACCCGGAGGAGCCCGCACCUGCUCACGCGAGGGCCGAGCCAACCGAGAAAGCUCCGCAGGAGCAUGUGCCCCCAGCCGUCGCUCCCAAGGCCGCCACGGCCGCCGGGCAGCCGGAGGCGCUGCGCCACAGGAGGCAGCCCAGCCUGGAGACAGUGCCGGGGGACGAGAAAGCGGGCGGGACGGCUGGGGCAGGGGCGCAGGAGGCCAGCGCCGCAAAGGCAGCCCUGCUAAGGUACCCCGACGGCCGUGCAGGCCAGCAUGAGAGGAAGAAGAGCCGCGACCUCGAGAAGGAGGAGGCCGCUGUGGAGUCGGCCGCCGUUCCAUCCACGGGUGUGCGCUAUCCAGAGGAGCAUGCGGCGCGGCAUGCAAGAAAGAAGAGCCGCGACAUGGAGAAGCUGGCAGCGGAAGCGAGCCUGGGCAGCCAAGCGAAAGGCGAGGGGGCGGCUGCAGAGAAAGAUAGGGUGAAACAAGACGGGCCCCAGGCGGAGACGGCCCAAGCUAAAGGGCUCAGAGCGGUAACCGCGAAGGCGGACGAAGUGAAGCCUGCCCGCAGUACCCGUCAGCCUGAGGAGAGAGCAGGGACGGAGGCCCCUCAGGUGCCCGCUGCCCCGGCUGUGUUGCCGGCUGCUCCGCCCGCACUGCCCGCGGCUGCCCCACAGGCUCCUGCUUCUGGCGCCGGCUCAAAAUUGGCAGACCUCAAGGCUCGCAUGGCCAGCAUGAGGGGAGGCGGCCCUAAGCCUGCCGCCAAGCCCGUUCAGGCGGCCCCUUCCGCAACCGCUGCUGCUGUGAAGCCGAGCGAAGCUUCCGCUCCCCGACCGUCCGAGGUUGUCGUCACAAAGGCCCCCGCGCUCACUGCCACAACAACCUCGGAGACCCCAUCCCCAGCCAUUGAAGCGAAGGCCGUCGUGGUCGCUGUCGCUAGCCCGGUGGUCAAGGAGGAGGCGAAGCCCGGCCCCGCCCCGUCCGCCAAGAUGGAUGUCGCCGCCAGGGUGGCAGCCCGCAUGGCGGCGCGCGCUCAGGUGACCAAAGCGGCCAGCGCCGCCCCGCCCAGCGUCACCCCCCCGGCUGCCAGCACCGACGCCACCAGCAGGGAAGCUCAGCUGGAGGCCACCCCCGAAAACACGAAGGCCGCUCCGGCAGGCACGGCCGAAGGGACGGUCAGCAAGCGCGACAACCGCUCUCUGUCUGUGCCCAAGCGGCCGACAGAACGGACAAACUCAGUUGCAGAAGGAGAUGUGGACGCCGGAGAAGGAUCCCGGCUGAACAGGGCCCGGAACUUCAGCGGGCCGAUCAGCUUCAGUGGGCCGCUGCGGAGGGACGACGUGGAGGGCGGCCGCGAGGCGGGGAGGAGGACGGGCCACGCAACGGCGCCAUCGUCACCACGAGAGGCGGACUCCGGAGGCCCCUUCCAGCAGUCGCGGAGCCAGCCGGGCAGCCCCACGCGCAGCGACAAGCUGCUGGCGCUGCGGCGCCAGGUGACCACCAUGAGCUCCGCCGUCAAGCCGGCCGCAGCAGAGGCAAAGCCGGCCGCACUCACCACCACCACUAAAGCGUGGCCCGGGAUCAAAAGGGGCAAGGACGGCCCGGCCAAGAGCACGACCCCGGGCGCAGACAGCGCAGCGGGCAGUGACACGAGCAAGGACGACGCACUGGCGUUCUCCGAGAACAUCAAGAACACCCUGGGACGGCUCCGUAUGGAGAAAAGCCAGCAGAAGACCCCUGGUGCACACGCGACCAGGGCGCCACAGGCGGUGAAGGCUUCGGCCCCCGUGUCCCGGGGCAUCGAGGGCGCUCUACACGAGACGAGCCGGAACACUCCGGCAAGCACCUGGGCUCGUGUGUCCAAGCUGAAGGACCCCAAGGCUGCGGACGCUGCCCGCGCUCUGCGCGUGUCGGGCGCCAACUGGGAGGAGGAGAUGCAGGCCGCGAUGCAGGGCAAGUACGCCGAGAACAUCAGCCCCGAGAAGAGCGCGUCAAUGGACACGGCGGGGGGCGUCCGGGACAGCCUACGUAACUGGAGAUAACAUGGCCAGGGCAACAAAGCGUAGCGGUGGUGGUUAAGGCUAUUUUUAGAAAGCCAGGAGCGGCGGGCAGAUAGUUGGAACGAUGCGUUGUGGUGGAGACUGCUUCAGGACGUGAUGCCGAGCUCUUGUACUCGAUUGAUGGUUGAAGCUUUGAGCAGGCGUCGGAGCGCGGUAAAAUUUAGCGGUGCCAGUCCGACGGGCUGGCUGUAUCUAAGAUUCGUGGUUUUCCUUCUAAUCCUCACAGGACUGCCCUAGACGAUAGGACACUUGAUAUCCACGACAGGCCCCGUGAUCAUCACGAUCACGACUUCAUCUUAGGACGAGGUAGAACCGUGCCCACGUCAAAAUCCUUGUCUUUGACGGGUGCACUUUUUAGAACCCCUAUUUCACGAUCUAGUGCUUUCAGUCGUCCACUGGCGUUUGAACAUUGUCAUUCUCGAAGAACUUGACUCUUCAAGGACAAAACCGAGGGCAACAGAGUACUGGGCGUGACAUGGUCAAUCGCAGGUGUUUACGAUCUUGGUUCAGUUAGAGACGUGGCAGCAUUAUGCAGGGUUGGCAACGUUGGUAAACAGUGCCCUGCAGUACGUGGCUUCUUGACUCUGCAAACAAUGAUUUUACUGCGACGGUUGUCCUGGGG
Messenger RNA from Klebsormidium nitens, 6119 nucleotides. The record is from the annotation of a GenBank genome assembly. NCBI's taxonomy places the organism in Eukaryota, Viridiplantae, Streptophyta, Klebsormidiophyceae, Klebsormidiales, Klebsormidiaceae.